This is a messenger RNA of Bombus pyrosoma, 636 nucleotides long. RefSeq lists its product as uncharacterized. Bases 1 to 636 code for a protein of 211 amino acids. The transcript has 2 exons. NCBI's taxonomy places the organism in Eukaryota, Metazoa, Arthropoda, Insecta, Hymenoptera, Apidae. The record is from RefSeq and is a predicted model, not a curated record.
AUGCCAACGCAUUUGGAAGUAAUACCAUGCCCGCAGAAGCAAGUGAUUAGAAAAUAUAUUCGGGAUGUACCCUGUCACCGGAUAAAAUCGAAGAAACAGAAGGAAGUGUCGUGUUCAGGUAGUGAACGCAAGAAAUCCUGCAAGCAGGCCGAAGAUGUGUGUUCUACGUCGAAACGCACCCAACCGGUAACGUGUUCGUCUAAACAACCGGUCAAGAAAUGCGUUCAGGCGAGUCCAAAAACGUGUCCGGGAAGAGAGCGUACAAGCCCGCCGAGAUCUUGUCCAAAAUGCGAGAGCAAUCGAAUUCAAAAGUUGGAAAGCGAAGUGUACCAAUUGCGGAAGGAGAUCGAGUGCAUGAAAUACGAGCGAAAAGAAGCGGAGAAGGCAAUCCAAAAGGCUAUUCUUCGUGGAGCCCGCGCUCUCGGCGGAAGAUUUAAACCCACGGUACCGGGAUCGAUCGAGAAACUUCUCGAUAUUUGCAACAGCAAUGCGUCUUCGCAAUCCACGUCCUCGGUCAGUCUCUGUGCGACGAAAACUGUAUCGCCGAUGAUUCACACGUGUCACAACAAAACGCGGAGGAAGGAGGAGUUCGAUUAUUGCGAAGGUUGCACCCCAUUAGUCAGCUCUCGCGAUUAA